Molecule: messenger RNA, 1287 nt
Organism: Lathyrus oleraceus (garden pea)
Lineage: Eukaryota; Viridiplantae; Streptophyta; Magnoliopsida; Fabales; Fabaceae
Product: secretory carrier-associated membrane protein 4
Exons: 12
Coding region: 190-993 (267 amino acids)
Biological process (GO): protein transport
Cellular component (GO): trans-Golgi network membrane; recycling endosome membrane
Source: RefSeq, a predicted model, not a curated record
CUACCAAAAAAAUCUAAAAACAUAUCCCGCGUCGCAAAUAAGCAAAAAAAACCAAAUCCGAAAAAAAAGUAGAAAAGUGCUUUCACUCACUCUCUCACUCACCCUGAAGCGAUUCCUCCGUAAUCUUCUCCCAGGUUCGGUGUUUUCGCCAUUCUCUUCGCACAUUUUCUACGGAUCUAGUUUCUCACCAUGAAUCGCCACCACGAUCCCAAUCCAUUCGAAGAAGAAGAAGAAGUCAAUCCGUUUUCGAAUGGUGCUGGAUCAAAAUCACGUGUUCCACCGUCAUCUGAACCACUAGGCUUUGGUCAAAGACAUGAUGCUACGGUUGAUAUUCCUUUGGAAACUUCAAAUGGGGACUCCAAGAAAAGAAGUCAAGAGCUAGCAGCUUGGGAAGCUGAUCUAAAAAGGAAAGAGAAGGAAAUAAAAAGAAGAGAAGAUUCCGUUGCUAAAGCUGGUGUGCCUGUUGAUGAUAAGAAUUGGCCUCCAUUUUUCCCAAUGAUUCACCAUGAUAUUGCCAAUGAGAUUCCAGUCCAUGCUCAGAGGCUGCAAUAUUCAGCCUUUGCAAGUUGGUUGGGAAUUGUUCUCUGCUUAGUUUUUAAUGUAGUUGCUGUGACUGUUUGUUGGAUCAGAGGCGGGGGUGUUAAAAUAUUUUUCCUUGCAGUGAUUUAUGUGCUGCUUGGGGUUCCCCUUUCAUAUGUGCUUUGGUACAGGCCCCUCUAUCGUGCUAUGAGGACGGAUAGUGCACUGAAGUUCAGUUGGUUUUUCAUGGUCUACUUGUUUCACAUAGCAUUUUGCAUCUUUGCUGCAAUUGCACCUCCAGUUGUUUUUCAUGGACAGUCGUUAACGGGCAUCCUUGCGGCAAUUGAUGUGUUCUCAGACCACAUAUUAGUUGGGAUAUUCUACUUGAUUGGAUUUGGACUGUUUUGCUUGGAGGCUCUUCUAAGCUUGUGGGUAAUUCAGAAAAUAUACAUGUUUUUCCGGGGGAACAAGUGAGCCUGUUACAUGGAUUUCGUUUUAGCGGCUUUUAUAAUGCUAGUCACUUUCCAAUGUGGCUAAGUAUAUUCUUAAUCCUCUUUUCAUUCUUUGCAAUAUCUUGUGAUAUUCUUCUGUUAUUUCUCUGUUGUGAUUGUACCAGAGUUUUGUUUGUACUUAAGUAUAGUUUAUUGUGAUUGUACCAGAGUUUUGUUUGUACUUAAGUAUAGUUUAUUUCUCUGUUGUGAUUGUACCAGAGUUUUGUUUGUACUUAAGUAUAGUGAGAAUUAUGUGAAAUUGAGUAUGUUUUUAGAA